Zea mays is the source of this 1958-nucleotide messenger RNA. RefSeq names its product two pore potassium channel c. Gene Ontology annotation, biological process: stabilization of membrane potential; potassium ion transmembrane transport. The transcript has 3 exons. The record is from RefSeq and is a predicted model, not a curated record. Lineage: Eukaryota; Viridiplantae; Streptophyta; Magnoliopsida; Poales; Poaceae. The coding region runs from base 346 to 1713 and encodes 455 amino acids. Gene Ontology annotation, molecular function: potassium ion leak channel activity; outward rectifier potassium channel activity. Gene Ontology annotation, cellular component: plant-type vacuole membrane; plasma membrane.
GGAGAUGCAAGGGGAGGAGGGGGAGCUCGCGAGUUAGUCUGAGGAGGCAAAGCGUGGCACAAAGGAGAUGAUGACGGGGCUGAACACGAGGAAGACGAGAGAAGAUGACGAGAGGCCAGGUUCAGGAAAAAAUAACAAUAAAACGCAAGAAAAACGGGAUUCGCCGUCGUCAAGCAGGAGAGCACACCAGAAGAAGACGGCAUCAGCGGCCGCAGACUUCCAACAUCUCCUGAGACGCCUUCCUCCUCCUCAACCCCUCCCACAGCGCAGCGUCCCCACGAACAAGGAAUCGGUGGAGUCCAAACCCCGGCCCGUCUCUCUGCUUGCGAGGGGAGCCCGUGCGUCAUGGACACGGAGCCGCUGCUGCCGACGCACCUCCUCCACCCGCUGCCGGAGCACUCGGAGGUGUCCCACUUCUCCUCACCGCCCUCCCCCGCCUGCCCAUCCCCGGCCUCCUUCUACAAGGACCGCAUCAUCUUCGGCGCACACCCGCCGCCGCCGCCGCCCCCUCCGCCUCCGCCGCCGCGCUCGCACCGCGCCCACCACCGCCACAGCUCCGUCGACGGCCUCCACGACCUUGACCUGCCCUCCGGCUCCUCGUCCAUGCCCUCGCCGCCGUCGGACCCGGAGGACCCUUCCGCCGGCGGCGGCGCGCCCUCCCUCCUCGAAUUCAUCGCUGGCGCCCGCACCAACCUCCACCGCUCCCGCACCGCCCCGGCCAUGGCGCCGCUCAGCGCCGUGGCGCUCGCGGCCGCCGCGGCGGCCGGGGACCAGACUCCGGCGCCGCCCAAGCGCCCCUCCAUCGUGCUGCACGCCUUCCUCUUCCUGCUCGCCUACCUCGCCCUCGGCGUCACCUUCUACGCCGCCGCGCCCGCCAACUUCACCUCCUCGGCGGGGCCCACGCACCCCGUCGCCGACGCGCUCUACUUCUGCAUCGUCACGCUCUGCACCAUCGGGUACGGGGACAUCACGCCAGCGACGCCCGCCGCCAAGCUCUUCUCCAUAUCCUUCGUCCUCGUCGGCUUCGGCUUCGUUGACAUCCUCCUCUCCGGGAUGGUCUCCUAUGUGCUCGAUCUGCAGGAGCACCUCCUCAUCACCGCGCUCAAUAACCCAACCUCUGCGCGCAAGCACCGCCACAACUACAUCUUUGACAUCAAGAAGGGCAGGAUGCGCAUCCGUAUGAAGGUGGCGCUCGCGCUGGGCGUCGUGGCUGUCUGCGUCGGUGUCGGGGCUGCAGUUCUCAGGAAGGUGGAGAGCCUUGGGUGGCUCGACGCCGUCUAUCUUGCAGUGAUGUCGGUGACCACAGUCGGUUAUGGGGAUCAGGCGUUCCAGACACUAGCUGGGCGGCUUUUUGCAUCCGCUUGGCUGCUCGUGUCCACCCUGGCUGUGGCAAGGGCAUUCCUCUACUUGGCAGAGAUGAGGAUUGACAAGAGGCACCGAGCCAUGGCUAACUGGGUGCUGUCGAGGGACAUGACCGUGUCUGAAUUUCUUGCUGCAGACAUAGACAACAAUGGAUAUGUCACGAAAUCAGAAUUUGUUGUUUAUAAGCUCAAGGAGAUGGGGAAGAUUUCUGAAAAAGAUAUCAUGAUGAUCUGCGACCAAUUCCAGAGGCUGGACACAGGGAGCUGUGGGAAGAUUAGGCUUUCAGAUCUUCUGGAGAGCCAUCACUUGGUUCCAGAAGCCAGGGACAAGAAAAAGGGGAAGAAAUCUUAACAGGGGUGUCAUAGGAUGUACACAGAAAUUGUAGAACAGUGUUAAAAUUUUGGGACUAGAAAAUACACCAAAUCAGCAAGGGUGGGACAUGAGGCAUUCUUCUACGCGGAAACAGUAGGAUAGUUCCGUAGUAGUUGUGGCCCAGGUAUGAUGCUACCUAGAAAUGGUGGAAUGACCAUUGCUGCUAGGAGGCGGCUGUAAAUAUGAACAAUUAUAGAGGAUGAUUUAUUCAGAUUCUUUUUUUA